CAUUGACGCGACCGAAGAGGGCGAGUUAAAGAUCUUGAAGUUACCACCAUAUGAAAUGCCUGGAGAGAACAAUAAUACCGUGAUGCUGGUACCACGUGGCGAGUGCUCCUUUGAAAGAAAAGCAUACGCAGCGAAAAAGUUUUACGGUGCGAAGGCAAUUAUGAUUUAUGAUCGAUUGGGUGCAAGGUAUCAGUGGGACAUAGCAAACGAGCGUGUUGUCUUCCCUCGAUCCCAAUUCGAUUAUGAAUGCGGCAACGGAAAUAUUUUCAUGGAAAAUCUUCCGCUAGAUCCACCAGCCUAUGACUCGAUGCUGCUUGAUCCUAUAAUGGGGAUGACAACAUCAACAACAACAGAGGCAAUGGGGAUUAUGACCGUUAUGAAUCAAAACUCGUUAUCUACUAUCGUCGCAGAAGCAGAAAACGAUGGUGGUAAUGAUGUUGAGAUUAACAUUGAAUCAAUUGGGGUAUGCAAUCUUACCGACACGGCAUUGGACCCCUGUGAGUCGCAACUCUGCUUGGUGACAUCCCAUCUAGAAAACUCAACACAGUACCCUGUUUGUUGUGCAUGGGAUCUACCUAUGACGAUGCCCUCGGCAGAUGACGCAAAGGACAUGGAUACAGAUGAUAUCCUUGCCGUUUGGUUAACUAUCCGGCAAUCUGAACAAAUAUUUCAGUCGGAUUUGCUUUCCGUUGAAACCRAGGUAACGAUCGAAUCUCUUUACAGCAAAUCUGACUUCAAUAUCACUUACAUAUUCAUGUGGUUAUGGGGAACACUGGUGAUGGGAGCAGGGGCGUGGUACGCAGCGGGAGAAUACAGGAGAUUCGGAGCCAAUCUAGCGGCCUAUAAAGCAAGCGAAGUAAGGAAUGAACCCAGGAAUCGUGACGAUGAUAGCGAUCRAAAUCGUAACCGUCAUGGUCGCAGACGACGAAGUCCUGAUCAGCUUCGUGGGGAAGCCGACAACGACAUUGAAAAGGGAAAAAAGAAGAAGAASAAGAACAAGGACACCUCAAAUGAAUGUCGAGAAAAUAAUAUCCAAGAAGCAGAAACUGACGAAGUAGUUUUCCAAAUGGUGAAUACUAAGAAGAAGAGGAAUGAACAGGCGAAGAAGAAGAAAACUGGAAAGAAAAAAAAGGACGAAGUGUGGUCAUUGCAUUCCAUACCACCCCCUCCGCGGAAACAAAAAAAGAAGAAUUCACCACGAGAGAAUACCGCAAGGACAACAAUGACACGRAUGGAAUCUGAGACUACGAUACCACAGACUGAAUCCGAGACWGUAAUACCACCAAGAGAAUCAGAAGGCAUAAAGUCAAUGGAAAUGAAUAUCUGGCAUGUUUUGAGUAAGUCAUUCGCUAUUCUCUUGUGGAUUGCAACUCCGCAGUUUUACCUCAACUUAUUAUUCUCUAACAUGGCAUUUAAAACAAGUCUUCGUUGUGAUGGCGAGUGGGACCCUGAUCUUGCUAUUUUUUUUCAGAAUAUACAAGUUUUUUUUCGUGGUAUAUGGCCUUGGCUGUGCAGGGACAGUUUCCAAACUGAUUUUCAAACCUCUAAUUGGUGCAUUGAUACCAAAGCUCGGGGAGGUGUGGGUCGAAGAACUCAAAAAACCUGUCACGUGUGGUCUGGAUGGCUUUACCAUAACUUGCCACCUAUUUGCCUUUGGUUGGGCAAUAAUAUGGAUAUGGUAUGGAAUGACUCACUAUCAGCCUCAGCAAAACCCUUUCUUUUGGCUUACUUUGAAUGCAUUUGGAGCAGCAGCAUGCAUCUAUGGCGCAUGUUUACUGAAGCUAAACUCUAUCAAGAUUGCCACGAUAUUGUUAGGGGCUAUAUUCAUAUACGAUAUAUUCUUCGUUUUUAUUACCCCAUUCCUCACUGGGGGGGCUUCGGUUAUGCUUAAAGUAGCUGGGGCGACAGAUAAUCCAAGCGGGGAAGCAUUUUGUUACAAGUAUCCGGAUGAACGGCAAUGCCACGGAAUAGGGUUCCUCCCUAUGUUAUUUCUUCUUCCAAAAAUUAAUGAUUAUGGCAACGGAUCGGUAAUCCUGGGAUUAGGUGAUAUUUUUUGUAAGUAUUAUAUAUGUGAGGGUGUAARCGGGUUAUGUUUGUACAAUGAUCGAAUGAAUUCGUCUCACACAGCUCUUUGACAGUGCCGGGCUUUCUMAUUGCAUUCACCGCAAGAUAUGAUGAAGCUGCUCGRUUGGUCAACGCCCAUAUACCAGAGGAGACYAGAAUUAAAGCUCCGUCGAAGUGGUAUCAUGGGUUUUUUUUUCCGAUGAUGAUCGCGUAUUCUCUAGGUUUAUUUUGUGCCUAUACGGCCGUACUUUUGAUGAAGCAAGGACAACCUGCCUUGCUCUACAUAUGCCCYAUUUGUUUGGCGGCCACUUUUAUAAUUGGUCGAAAGGAUAUAAAGGAUCUGUGGAACGGUGCCCGAGUAUUCAAGUUAGCAGAUCGUUUAGUUAAGAAAACUGAGCGAGAAUGGGGAAAAGCUAGGAUGAAGCGGUUUGCCGAACAACGAUUACUAGAAAACUCUGCACAGGAACAGGCAGAGGGAUCGAGACUGGAAAGUGAUAAUGAACAAUCUUCAAGCAGGAUUUUGAGAGCUCCCGUACAKAAACAGAUAGAAGAUUCGAGACGGUCUGAUACUGAACGAACUUCAAACAAUACUUUGAAAUCAUCCGAGCAAUUUCCAGCUGAGCCUGCGACAUCCUCCGAUCUCGUGCAGCCUGAAUCAAGAGAUGUUUGUUUCGGACGCAAGGGACACAGUGGUACGAAGUAUUUUCGGAAAAUUGUAGCGAAUGUUGCAGCUGAUUCAGAUGAAGAGAAUUUUACCCCAGAAUUAUACAAGAUCAUAAAGAUGAGGCUCAAGGGGCGCCGCUUCUUCAAGAUGGAUGACGAUAUUUGGAGAGAAUUAACGAAGAAGGAAACGAARAAGGAAAUUCGGAUGGCGUAUGUCUCCAUCCGCAGAAGAAACAAAAACAAAUCUUAGAAACUUGYCAAAGACUCUAGAUAUUGUUCAUU
Messenger RNA from Pseudo-nitzschia multistriata, 3009 nucleotides. The record is from the annotation of a GenBank genome assembly. NCBI's taxonomy places the organism in Eukaryota, Bacillariophyta, Bacillariophyceae, Bacillariales, Bacillariaceae.